CAACACAAAGAAACAAUAAUAGAAAUAUAAAUUUAGCUUCAGAAUUUGUAAUUUUACAUCUAAACUAUGACUCGUGGAGCUUUGGAAGUGAGUUCUCCACCUACUCCUAACGUUCCGAUGGAGGGCUCGUCGUUGUCAUCGCCUUCUUCGUCGCGAAAUUCAUCUCUCUUCUUUUUCUUGGGAGGGAUAAUUUUUUUGAUAACACUACUCAUUCUUAUCGUAGUCAUAUGGAAAUUUGUUAAACCGGCAGUAUCGAUGAGGUUGCUAAAGAGAAACAAAAGCAAUAACAAAGGUGCUUCUGAUUUUCUGAGUGGGAGCCUUCGAACGGUAAGCUAUUACGAUUUCCAGACGUUGAAGAAAGCUACUAAUAAUUUUAAUCCGAGUAAUCUUCUCGGAAGAGGCGGAUUCGGGCCUGUCUAUCGGGGAAAAUUAGGCGAUGGAAGAGUAGUCGCCAUAAAAAUGUUGGCGCUUGAAAAAUCACAGCAAGGUGAAUCGGAAUUUCUCUCGGAAGUGAGGAUGAUCACAAGCAUCCAACACAAGAACUUAGUUCGACUUCUUGGCUGUUGCUCUGAUGGUGCUCAACGAUUACUUGUCUAUGAAUACAUGAAGAAUCGGAGCUUGGACCACAUCGUAUACGGAAAAAGAGAUCAAUUCUUGGAUUGGAACGCAAGGUUCCAAAUAAUUUUAGGCGUUGCACGAGGAUUACAGUACCUACACGAGGAUUCACACGUACGCAUUGUUCAUAGAGAUAUCAAAGCUAGUAACAUUCUCCUUGAUGAUAAAUUCCAACCAAGGAUCGGAGAUUUCGGCCUUGCCCGGUUUUUCCCAGAAGAUCAAGCUUACCUCAGCACUACAUUUGCAGGAACUCUGGGCUAUACGGCUCCAGAGUAUGCAAUAAGAGGAGAGCUAUCCGAAAAGGCAGACAUUUACAGUUUUGGAGUGCUUGUGCUUGAAAUCAUCAGCUGCAGGAAAAACACGGAUCUAACUCUUUCAUCCGAAAAGCAGUAUCUCCCUGAAUAUGCAUGGAAGUUAUACGAGAGGUCUAGUGUGACUGAUAUAGUCGAUCCUCGAAUGCGAGAACAUGGGUUCGUAGAAAAAGACAUCUUGCACGCAGUAGACGUAGCUUUGUUGUGUCUUCAACCUCAUGCGAACCUGAGGCCUCCGAUGUCGGAAAUUGUUGCCAUGUUAACAUGGAAAAAGGAAAUGAUGGGAACUCCUCUUAAGCCAGCUUUCUUAGAAAGAAGACGCCCCAUAAAUGAUUAUCUUUCUUGGGAUACCGUAUCCGAAGUUUUUCCUUCUCCUCCUCUGCCCAGUGAUUGUUCAUCAUUACCCCGGCUACCAAAUUGAUUACGCGAAUACAUCUAAUCUCAAGGAAAAUGACAACAAAAUCAUGUAAAUUAGCAUCAUUCUUUUUUGAAAUAAUGUUGUCUUAAUACACUCUUAUAGCUUGGUUAUUGAAAUUACACACUGUAACAUUGGGGGAUUAGUGUUUUUUGGAGUGCAAUUGAAUUACAAAUUUACAGUAAA
This is a messenger RNA of Mercurialis annua (annual mercury), 1527 nucleotides long. RefSeq names its product putative serine/threonine-protein kinase. Gene Ontology annotation, biological process: protein phosphorylation. The transcript has 7 exons. Gene Ontology annotation, molecular function: protein kinase activity; ATP binding. Lineage: Eukaryota; Viridiplantae; Streptophyta; Magnoliopsida; Malpighiales; Euphorbiaceae. Bases 67 to 1347 code for a protein of 426 amino acids. The record is from RefSeq and is a predicted model, not a curated record.